GUGUGUCGAUAACAGGUUUUUUUAAACUGAUUUUUUUCAAUAAACAUGUGACUUUUGCAGUGAUCAUUUAAAUUGAAAGCUCUAAAUUUACCCAUCAGUUGUGUAGUUUUGUACGAGUGCGUCACUAACUAAAUAACCAAUGAUGACAAUGAUGAUGAUGCACAGAAUAAUGGAAACGUCGCAGCGGACUCAAGAUGUUACAAAAAACACACAAAAUCACCAAGAUAGAUUAGAAUUUGAGAAAAAGGCGGCAAGAACGGAGGAGUCCUCGCUAUUCCGACAACGUAAACGAAUAUCGGACGAUUCAAGGGAUGCCGAAAUGUGCGAUAAGAACAGCGAUAGUGAUGACGACGACGAAUUGAAUGUGGACGUUGAUGUGGAAAAUGACGACACGCUUUGUCCCGUCGAUUUGACAAGGAGGCACGAGAAGUUCACCUCCUUCGAAAAUCUCAUACCAACAUCUAAAAUGGAUGAUAGUGACUUUAAAUCCCUUAAAUCGUUAAAGGACGACGAAAAACUUUGUGUUAAACGAUCUGAAAGUGUAUGUAGUGACGUUAGUAGAUCGGAAAGUCCGAGAGAUCCGAGUCCGUCGGUCGUUCCUCAUCAAAAUAGACGAUUAGCUUUCUCAGUUGAGAAUAUAUUGGACCCUAACAAAUUUACGGGCAAGCAAUCCCUUUAUAGUGACGGAGUUUGUUGUUGGAAACCUCAUCAGGAGAAUUUAGGCUCGUCGGAGUACGAAGAAAGUGACCAAGGUUAG
Messenger RNA from Photinus pyralis (common eastern firefly), 757 nucleotides. RefSeq lists its product as uncharacterized. The record is from RefSeq and is a predicted model, not a curated record. NCBI's taxonomy places the organism in Eukaryota, Metazoa, Arthropoda, Insecta, Coleoptera, Lampyridae. The transcript has a single exon. The coding region runs from base 140 to 757 and encodes 205 amino acids.